Molecule: messenger RNA, 3228 nt
Organism: Saccostrea echinata
Lineage: Eukaryota; Metazoa; Mollusca; Bivalvia; Ostreida; Ostreidae
Product: PC3-like endoprotease variant B
Exons: 13
Coding region: 119-2410 (763 amino acids)
Biological process (GO): protein processing
Cellular component (GO): Golgi membrane; trans-Golgi network
Molecular function (GO): serine-type endopeptidase activity
Source: RefSeq, a predicted model, not a curated record
GUGUUUAAACUGUUAGAUCAAUCUAAGUAAACAAAGUCUCAAUAUUGUUCAUGUUGACGUUUAAACUCUGACGUAAAGGAAGCGGGGGAGAGAGGAGCCGCCAAGAUAAGAGAAAUCGAUGUUUGUGAGAGUAAUGUGGGUCCUUCUCUUGCUGGGACUGAUGGUCAGUUCGGCACUUCCUGUCACAUCAGAGGAGGAGGAACCCGAUUAUCUCAAUCUUUUCUUAGUGAAGGUUCACAAAAGAUCGGCCAUCCAUGACCUGGCAGCUGAGCAUGGGUUCAAGGUCACAGAUGAGCUAGAAGAACUGGGAUAUCACCUACUGGAACAUGAAGACGUGUCACGGAGAUCUAAAAGAAGUGCCGAGAAUCAUGUUAAAAAACUACAGGAUGAUGCAAGGGUUAAGUUUGUACAGCAACAGAAACUGCUGAUUCGAGAGAAAAGAGAAAUCUUGUAUGACAAACAGCUAGAAAUGCCGGAGCGCAACUUUGACCCCACAGAAUUUUACCGUGCCCCCCAGUCACACCUGUACAGUAGGGACUUUACCAGCACUCAGGGAGUGUCCUUUAAUGACCCGUACUAUAAAGACCAGUGGUACUGUGACAAUUAUGGGCAGUCAGGUGGAAAGAAAUUUAUUGACCUCAAUGUCAAGGUCGCCUGGAACCAAGGAUACACUGGUAAAGGGGUCACGAUCACUGUGUUGGACGAUGGAAUGGAUCACACGCACCCGGAUCUUCAAAAAAACUAUUCUCCUUUUGCAAGUGCUGACUUGAAUGACAAAGAUGAUAAAAACAAUGACCCCAUGCCCAACACCAAGGUCCCAGGAAAUAGUCAUGGAACUCGCUGUGCAGGAGAGAUUGCAGCAGAAGCCAACAAUAAUGUUUGCAGUGUAGGUGUGGCUUAUAAUGCCAAAGUAGGAGGUAUACGUAUGUUGGAUGGAGCAGUUUAUGAUACAAUAGAGGCUAAGGCAGUCAACUUUAAAAACCAGUUUAUUGAUGUAAUGAGUGCUUCCUGGGGGCCGAGGGAUAAUGGACGGACCCUAGAGGGGCCAGGCCCUGCGACCUUGGACGCUCUGGUGGCGGGAGUCAACAAGGGUCGAAAUGGCAAGGGCACUAUUUAUGUGUGGGCAACAGGAAAUGGUGGUGUCCAUGACGAUGAUUGUGGUUGUGAUGGUUACGUAUCCUCACCUUACACUUUAUCUGUGGGCAGCGUCACAGAUCGAGGUCAGGCGCCUUACUUUGAUGAAAAGUGUGCAUCAACUAUGACAGUGGUUCCAAGCGGGGGAGAGAUCAGAGCUGGGGAAUUCAAUGGAAAACCAAAAAUUAAAGUGGUGACCACAGACAUAAAUGGGGGCUGUAUCCUAGGAUUUGAGGGGACAUCUGCUGCAGCUCCCCUGGCUGCUGCUUGUACGGCCCUGGCCCUAGAGGCAAACCCUGAUUUAACAUGGAGAGAUAUGCAGCACAUUGUUGUGGAAACUUCCAAAAUCCCAUCUGUGGACCACUCUUGGAUUAUCAAUGGGGCAGGGAAACAUGUUAGCCACUCAUUUGGGUUUGGUGUUAUGGACUGUGGGGCCAUGGUGAAUGCUGCCUUAAAUUGGCAGACUGUUCCCGAACUCAAGAUCCAAAAGUCACAGGUGUAUGAGAUUAAUAGGCCGAUUCCCACCAGAGACUGUGUAAGUAGGACAGUACAGUACGUCCCUGAGGGAUCUCCCUUAAUUCAACUGGAGCACGUCCAGCUGUACAUCAAAUUACAGCACACUCGCCGUGGUGAUGUCCAAAUUUACUUGACCUCCCCAAGCAAAACUGAGUCAGAAAUGCUAUCCACCAGGAUGAACGAUGAAUCAAAGGCUGGCAUUGACUUUACCUUUAUGACGGUUCACAACUGGGGGGAGAACCCAUCAGGAAACUGGGAGGUUAAAGUGUGUGAUAAUCGGAAAUCAACCUCUGAAAAUACAGGAAAACUUGAGAAAUUCCAAGUCAUCUAUUAUGGAACCACAGAGAGACCAGCAACUCGUAGUACAGGUAACCAACAAUCUCACAAGCUGCCCCUGGCAACAGUAGAGGAGAUCGAGAAGUCCGAAUUACUGAAAUCACGGAACUUAAAGCUCAAAAGAAACACUGGAGACAAAAAGAAAAAGUCAUACCCAGAACAGAAUGUCAAUGUUGAGAAAGAGAGGGCUUUUGGAAAUGAUUUUGGGGAACAGAAGCUUGAUGAUCAACUGGAAGACAGAGAGUUUGAGAAUCAGAAAGAGAGAAAGAGUGAGCUUUAUAAGAAGGUUCUGGAAGAUCUGGAAGACAUGUUGGAAGAUAGAGGUGAGGGAGACGAUGAUCACUACAGGGAGGAAAAACAUGGGAGGGACAAAACUCAGGAAUUAUUGGAUGAAAUUGACCGAAUUCUUAAAAAUAAUGGGUAACAAGGAAAGUCUUUUGAACUAGCCCUGAGUAGGAGUGGUCCAUGUCAGUUUUAAUCCAUACAAAAAGAAAAGGUGGUCUAAUAAAUUAAUUUUUUUUUCAGGAGUUUAGAUUUUAUUUUCAAUUAAAAAUCCAGAUCUAAGAGAACCAAUCUAAUUCAAAAAUCUGUAUCAUUAAUUAUUAAGGGGUUGAGAAAGCAAAUAGGGUAAGCAAAAGAAAAACAAGAUAGCUGACAUGUUAGAGAAGUAAGCAAAUGCAAUUAUAAGGAAAAUUAGUUUAUUGUAAAAAUUAUUUGAAAUAUUUGUCCUGACUGACCUCUUCUACUCUCGUUGUUGAAGGCUAUAUUUAGCUCUUAUUGAUGGGGUACAUUUUUGAAAAAGCAAUACUAAUUUCUGAGAAUAUACUCUGACAUGGGAACUGGUUUUCUGCUUGACAAAACACUCAAUUCUACGCAGCUUUACUGAACAAGUUAUUCUCGAGGCCCAUCUCUGUUCAUUUCCUGUAAGUUCUUAUACUAAUUAUUUGUAUGAGGAAUUUUGAAUCUCAAUUAUAGACUUCUCUUAUGAAGCCAAAGAUUUAUUCUGUUAUAACUGUACAAUUUAAUUCAUUAUUUCACAAUAUCCUUUGUUUUAAUAUACAAUCACUUGUAAGGAAAGAAAUUGCAUUUUAAAGACUGGGUACUAUAAGUGUUGAUGGAUUUUUUUUCUUCACAAAUUCACUCAUGAAUUGUUUUUGCUUUUGAAGUCUACAGAAAAAUUUAUGUCAACUUGCUUCCUCUUAAAAAUUUUUUUGGUAAAUUAUUUUUCAAAUUUUUAUUUUU